Molecule: messenger RNA, 1862 nt
Organism: Culicoides brevitarsis
Lineage: Eukaryota; Metazoa; Arthropoda; Insecta; Diptera; Ceratopogonidae
Gene: BBS1
Product: Bardet-Biedl syndrome 1 protein
Biological process (GO): protein localization to cilium; non-motile cilium assembly
Cellular component (GO): BBSome; axoneme; centrosome
Molecular function (GO): smoothened binding; patched binding
Source: RefSeq, a predicted model, not a curated record
UUAAGAGAUACAAAAAGCACUCAGAAACGAUGGCUCGACGCUCAAAUGGAGGGAACAACUCCUCUGGUUAACGUCUUACCUUCUUGCUUGGCUCUUUGUGACUUGAAGAACGACGGAUAUUUCAAAUUAAUUGCCGCCGAGAUGUCGAACAACUUCGAAGGAAAGGCAAAAUUGAAGGUUUUCAAAGGAAUAACUCUCAUGAGUGAACGCGGAUUGCCUGGAUUUGCCUGUGGCGUGUCAAUUUUGUACAUUGACGAACACGAACCCAAAAUUCCGAUUAUUGCUGUUGCUUUGGGAUCUUCGGUGCUUUUAUAUCGAAAUUUGAAGCCAUAUUUCAAAUAUACGCUCCCGAGCAUGGAUAUCGAGCCUCUUGAACGUGAUAUUUGGCAACAAUUUCAAACUGCGGGGUCUGAAAGUAUCGCCGAAUUGUGUCAAACGCUCGCGAAUGGCUUGGAAACGAACCAAAUGACGUCAUUAUCGCAAAAAUUGUUGAGUUUACCGCCCGAAAAACGUCACGAUUUCAUAAAAUCCAACUUAACGACGAAACUGGAGCGCUUAUCGAACAUCACAGCGAUGACGACACUCCCGAAAAACUCGACAGAACCAAAAGCGACAAUGUGUUUGGCAGUUGCGGCGGAGUCGGGCGACAUUUUUAUCCUCGAUUCGACGGCAUUUACGGUCCUGCAACAAGCCAAAGUUUGUGCCUUUCAAUUGACGCCGGUUUUGGUCUCCGCCUCCGGGUUAUUUGACGUCGACUACAACAUGGUGAUCUCGACACGCGAAGGUCCGAUCUGCAUUUUGCGCAAAGGUUGGUUGGAAGGACAGCAAAUUAUUCGCUUGGAUCAUCCGGCGACGGGACUGGCUUUGCUCCCGAUCGAACAGACGAUAAUUGUCGUUUGCAUGGACAAAAGUUUGAUGUGUUACUCGAAACGCGGCAAGAAAAUUUGGUUUGUCGGAUUGACGGAACGCGCGAUUUGCAUGACGCACAUUAUUUUGCCGCAUUUGGGAAUCACGCUCGUUGCGGUUGCCUUGCAGGGAGGAAGAGUUCAGAUUUAUUUGCAGAAAAAACUCGUCGAUGAAUUUGAUGUCGAGGAAACUGUGAGUUCGAUGAUUUUUGGGAGACUUGGGCAGGAAGAACAUGUUUUGGUGCUCGUGACAAUCACUGGCAUCCUUCAAAUCAAAAUCCUCAAACGAACAGCACAAUUCAGCACAGAUUCCGCCUACGAUGAAGCUGUAGCGAACCAAUCUGCCGCCGUCAACAAUCUCCAAAUCCCCAAAAAGUCAAAAAUUUUCUUGGAACAAACGAUUCGUGAACGCGACAACGCUCCCGUCAUCCAUCAAGCUUUUCAAUCGGAACUUUGGCGAUUGCGACUUCAUGCGGCACGCGAAACGCUCGACAUCAUAACGUCAGCUGAAGGCUCCUUUUCGGGCGACGUUGGGCAAGUUGCGUUAAAACUCGCUGCCGAAGUGCUCGGAACAGGUCCGUUGUACAAACUUUUUCUGCAAAUCGAUAAUUUGUCGACGGAGCGGGAGGCUUUUGAACUUUUUUUGAUUUUGCAUGCGGAUCAUCGACAUUUUGAGUUGAACAGGAGUUUCACGUAUUUGCCGAUGAUAAUUCCGGGAUGUCCUGUUAAGAUGGACUUUGAUGUGUCGAUUGUGAUGGAUCCGCGAGAUGGAUUGCCGCCGAGUGAUUUGACGCCUGAGAAUGCAGUGAUAAAAGUUGUCAUUGGGAAGACGGGACAAGCGAAACCUGUAAUUGCGUCGACUGUGGUUAUUCCGUUAAUUGGGUUUUAAAAAUUAAUUUAAAGAAAAAAAAAUUAAGAAUUUUACGUAAAAUCUUAAAUUUAUGUAAAAAGUUAUUU